AUGAGCCAACCAGCGCCCAUCCGCCGGGCCAAUCCCCAGCAACAAAGCUCCACCACAACUAUCACUUACCCAGUCAGCAAUGCUGCCACUCAAGGAUCAGCGCGGGACGCCACUGGCUUUGGCACACAAUCAUCUCAAUACCAAUAUCAAUACCAACCCAUCCCGACCAACGGCAACUUUGAUGUAUCGUUUGCGGGCUCCCAGUUCGCUCAGUAG
Clonostachys byssicola is the source of this 216-nucleotide messenger RNA. NCBI's taxonomy places the organism in Eukaryota, Fungi, Ascomycota, Sordariomycetes, Hypocreales, Bionectriaceae. The record is from the annotation of a GenBank genome assembly.